Molecule: messenger RNA, 1810 nt
Organism: Chiloscyllium plagiosum (whitespotted bambooshark)
Lineage: Eukaryota; Metazoa; Chordata; Chondrichthyes; Orectolobiformes; Hemiscylliidae
Source: RefSeq, a predicted model, not a curated record
UGUUGAUAUUGGUAAUGUUGGAAAGUCCCAACCCAAUGGUUCUUUGGUUUAUCUUGAAAAAUCACUCUCAAAAACCAAUGUGUAAUGAGAACUAGGAUAUUAUAAAAUCUUUUUGCAGGUGAAGAAGAUCAUGAAUGGAGUGUUUCAGUCGUUGCGAGGAGAGUUUGACCUGGAUGAAAUGUACAGUGGCAGAGCAGUCCUUGGUAUCAUUGUGAACACUAUCAAGGCAGUUACCCUGAAACUGUUGAGAAGUGACCAAGACCAGCCAAUCACAAAGGAUGAUGAAUCUGAGGAGGAGCGCGAAGAACAAGCAGCUCCUCCGAUUGAGAUGAAAGCAAAUACUGAUACCUCAGAAAGUCCGAACACUGCAGUAUUGGAUGACAAACAACCCACAGUAGCUGAAGCUCACUGGAUAAAAGAUGUGAAUUUAUCACCUGGUCACUCUGGUGAGGUGGUUACAGUGAAAUCUGAGCAUAAUGAGGCUGAAGGCUCAAAAGCACUGGAGUUGGAGCAGCCAGAGGCAACCCUGACCUCUAGCCUGAACAUUCCCACUCUCGCACAAGGUUCACCCAUAGCAGAUAAGCAGGAGGCUACUGCAGAAACCUCCAGGAAAGGAGCUGCUGACACACAGACUGAGAAGAAGCCUUUGUCUGAUUGUCAAAAUGGAAAAUCUCAUCAACAAACAGAGGUCCCCGAUCAUGAUAGAACACUAGAGAAGAGCCUUAACCCAUUGGACAGAGUUCAGCACUGUGAGCUUGACAAUACAUUGGAUUUAAACAGUCCGACUGAAAGACAGGAAGAGCAAUCUCAAGCACUCAGCUUUGAAAGCGGUUCUGGAAUUCAAGAGGAGACUCUGCUUUCAGAACCCUUGCAGGAAGCAGUCCCAGCCCUCAAUGGGAAUGAAGAGAGUCCAGAAAUUCCAGAGGGUCCAGUGUUUGAAGCAAGCGAGUCUCCCUCAGAGCUGGAAGCAUUGCACGUGGUGGAACAUGGUUCCAGUGACACAAUAUCAACACCAGGACAUAAAUCUAAAUCUGCUCCCUCAACAAAUGCCGCCAGUCUUUUCAGUGAUGAUGACGAUGAUGAGGGCUUGUUCAAACCGGUGACUCUGAAAUCGGGAAAGCUGACCAAGAAGGAGGAGGAAGAGGAUGAAGAUGAAGUGAUCCGUUCAUGACCAUUGUAGAGAUGUUGAAUGGAGUGAUUUGAAUUCCUCAAGCCAAUCUUCAAGAAAUUAUGCAACAAGAUUUCAAGUUUUACAACUUUACUAUAACAAACGAAAAGCAACCUGGCCUAAGCAUUACGUAACAGGCAGUUAAUGAUAAGUUAAUUAAAAAAAAAAUCUUAACAUGACCAAUAACCUCAUGCCAUAUAUACUUGACAUAUAUACUCUGUACUUUAUAGUAUGGUUUCCAUAGACCUUCAGUUGUUAGAGAAAACAGGCCUGUUUCAUGCUGUUUCCAUUCGAUUUACAUAAUCCAUUUUGCUGAAUUAUAGUUUUUCAUGGCCAUUGUCCCUUGGUCUUUGAAUUCUCAAACCAGUGCACUGUGGUGCCAGCUUUGCCAGGGCUAAUCCUGUAGAGUCUUUACAGUGCUAUGGAAUGCGUCCCUCCGAUUGGCAACUCACCUCCCUCGUGUCUGAUCAUUCAAAUUCUCUCUCUCUCUCUCCCUCUCCCCCUCCAUGUACCAUCCAAGCCCUCUUCCUGUCAAAGUGAUCUAGAUAGUGUGAUUGAAUGUACCAUUGGGUGGUAUGGUGGCUCAGUGGCCUCAGCGCCAGGAUUCCAUGUUCAAUUCCCGCCUCGGGCGACUGCCAGUGU